Messenger RNA from Schizosaccharomyces cryophilus OY26, 2088 nucleotides. Its product is annotated as CAMKK/ELM protein kinase Ssp1. Bases 1 to 2088 code for a protein of 695 amino acids. Gene Ontology annotation, molecular function: protein serine/threonine kinase activity; ATP binding. The transcript is spliced from 2 exons. Gene Ontology annotation, biological process: intracellular signal transduction; protein phosphorylation. Gene Ontology annotation, cellular component: cytoplasm. The record is from RefSeq and is a predicted model, not a curated record. Lineage: Eukaryota; Fungi; Ascomycota; Schizosaccharomycetes; Schizosaccharomycetales; Schizosaccharomycetaceae.
AUGCUUUGUUUACCAAAUUACGUACUACGUUAUUUAUCUGUUAUUAUUAUUAACCGAGAUUUAUUCAUGGGAUCGUCGAAUAACGAUCAAAAACUCAACAACACCAAUCUUCUCCGAAAGCAUACAUGGCACCCGGAAACUAAUGAGUUAAAAAGAGAAAGGCGGUCUCCUGGCCUACCAGGAACUUUAAACGGAACAGUCUCCGAUACGAACCGAUCGGACUCUUUUCGAAAGCGGAAUUACAGUGCUGGCGACUAUGUCAUUUCACCUGGGGCAAAUGGUGGUGAAGGAAGCUCUCUUACCCAUUCCUGGACGUUUCAACCAGGCCGACACAAUCAGGGUUUAUACUCCAAUAAUUUCCGAGAAGCUCAGCGUCAAUGGAAACGUUUACAGGAGUGGGGUGAAGUAAAAGAAACAAAGAAAAUCAAGAAGCGAUUUGAUAGAUUUUCCGGCCGAAAGUUCAUCAACGACUAUGAAAUUGUUAGCGAAAUUGGCCGCGGCAUGCAUGGAAAAGUCAAGUUGGGGCGCGAAGUCAAUACCAAGGCGUUAUUAGCCAUAAAAAUAAUCCCCAAGACGGAGCGUCGUCCUAAACUCGGUCGUGCCAAUUCUUCGAGCCAAAAGGAGAAAGUACGUCGCGAAAUUGCUAUCCUAAAAAAAUGUAUUCAUCCGAACGUUGUCCGCUUACGCGAGGUUAUUGACGAUCCAAAUUCUACUAAAGUGUACUUGGUCCUCGAAUACAUGAAUGGAGGUGAAAUUCAGUGGACAGAGAACCAGUCUCCUCUUUUGUCUGUCGAGCAGGCUCGCCAAUAUUUCCGCGAUGUAGUCUGUGGCCUUGAAUACCUUCAUUAUCAAGGAAUCAUCCAUCGAGAUAUAAAGCCUGCAAACCUUCUUUUGAGCUCUUCCACGUGCGUUAAAAUAUCCGAUUUUGGUGUUUCGUAUAUAGCGCGUAGUGGUUUAAAUGAGGAAAAUGAUGUUGAACUCGUAAAGACUGUAGGUACGCCGGCCUUUUUUGCUCCUGAGCUGUGUUGGACGGAUUUAGACCGUCCCAGGCCGAAAAUCUCUGAAGCUAUUGAUGUAUGGGCUUUAGGUGCCACUCUAUUCUGUCUUUUGUUUGGCCGAUGCCCUUUUCAAGCGUCUACGGAAUAUGAGUUGUUUGAUAAGAUCGUUAAUGAACCCUUACAAAUCCCUUCUACCCCUGAGAUAGGAGAGGAUGGCCAUGAUUUGCUUAAUAGAUUGCUUAGCAAAGAUCCAAGUACUCGUAUAACUUUGGCUGAAGUGAAGCGUCAUCCGUGGACAAUUCGUGAUAUGCCAGAUUAUGAAGAAUGGAUUAAGGGUACAAACCCCGAAGCAAGCGGUCGCGUUGAAGUAUCCAAUGAUGAGGUUGCUUCUGCUGUCAGUUUGGUGGGACGUUUGCGUAAGAAGCUAAGUAAGCUCUUUCGCUUUCGUCGUCCGAAAACGCAAGAACAGGAAGUCUCAUCGUCUCCUUCUGAUUCGUCUUUUCGCAGAGAAAACGAUGCCAGUAAUUCAUCCCUUGCUUUAUCCAUAACGCAGUUGUCUGAUUCAUUUAAUCACAUGUCUAUGGACAAGCAACAGAGAGAUGCAAGCGAAUCCGAAGAAAAAUCUGGGGGCAAAGGUUCCGUCGAGGAAGUUCAGCAUUUAGAAAAACCUAAAAUUGAUUUCAAUUGGGACCGAUCCCCGGCUAGUGAACUUUCAGACCCUGCUGAAGCCAAUAACGAGGAUGUUGGUGACGAAGAUGAUUAUGAUGAAGAAUCUUCUUCUGAAGACCAAAGUCCAAAUUCGUCAAAAAUGCAUUCGAGGGUAGCUGAUUAUGAUGUCUAUAGUCAAGCCUCCAUGGAACCAAAUGGUGAUCCCAUGGAUUAUUCCCAAGAAGUCGAUUUUGACUUAAAGAAGGACCAGGUUCCGAUGGUUGCUUGGCGUGACUAUGAGCGUUUAAACAAGUCCCGUCCAGGAGAUGAUCCAGAGUACCAUUCAAUUUCAGGUUUUCUAUCUUCCAAUGGUCUUCCUUCGAGCCAAACACGGGCUACUCCUUCGUAUUACUUUGAACAUCCCAUGACUUCCAGUCACUAA